This is a messenger RNA of Kwoniella botswanensis, 1524 nucleotides long. RefSeq lists its product as uncharacterized. NCBI's taxonomy places the organism in Eukaryota, Fungi, Basidiomycota, Tremellomycetes, Tremellales, Cryptococcaceae. Bases 1 to 1524 code for a protein of 507 amino acids. The record is from RefSeq and is a predicted model, not a curated record. The transcript is spliced from 9 exons.
AUGGAAUUGACAGAAGAGAAUGCUCAAGCGGGAGAUAAAGCAUAUCUAGAUUUAGUAUUGUUACAAACAUUAGGAUCGGAUCGUGAUAGUUUAAUUUGGUGUUCGAUAUGGGGUAUAGUAAUACAAGGGUACUUAUUGGGAUUCACAAUAUCGAGAUUGUGGAGGUUUGUUUGUCGUAGAAAGAAGUAUGAGAAGGUGAUUUGGGGAGGUGUGUUGGGUGGUUUGAUGUUGAUAAUAAUACAAUUGGGCAUGACGAUAGAUCAGACUUAUAGAAUUAUAUUCACAUCUUAUUAUACGGAUAUAUCGAAAGAUGAUGCUAGGAGGAAUAUAGUCACUAUCGUGUGUAGUGGGACUAUGGGUGGUUUAAGUGUGGGAUUUGGAAUGUGGAUGUUAUGGAAGAUGAUACCUCGGACAUUACUCAUAAUACCAUUUGUCAUUCCCACUACCAUAUCCAUAGGUCUGACCGUAGGCAUAUCGGUGAUAUUGUACCGAAUGCCCAAAGCCAGCGUAUCAAAAUUGUUUUUAGUGCAAGAAUGGUUAAGGAAAUUUGGGAUCUUAUUGAGAGUUUGGUUAGGGGUAGAAUUGGUUUUACAUGUUGGGAUCUGGUCGAUUAUGGUUUGGCAGAUUAGGUCGAAGAAGGAAUUUGAGAAAGGUGAAAAACUCAGGAUAGUUUGUCAAGCUUUGUGUUUACCGACUCUGGUAAUCAUCGUACUUUUGAUCUACAGCUUGGUGGAAUUACCUUCAUUAGUUAAUGCCUCUCGACCCAUAAUCCAAUCCCUCUCUCACCUCUUCUUCCUCACUUUCAUGUACUUACUCGACCUAUCCCAUUUCACACCUUCGUCGUCAGAAGGUGAAAUCGCCUUACCGGAAUCUUCCUCUGUGUAUUAUAAAUCACCGCCUAUUUCCAAGAGAGGUCUUCUACCAGAUUCGUACAGCGGUUAUACCACUACCACUUCGACUUCGAGUGGAUCGGGAAGCGGGUCGGGGGGACAUAGGGGUCCGAAGAGCCCGAAGAGCAAGGUUGGGAUUGGGAGUGUUAGAGUAUCGAUUGAUCAGCUUGUUACCGAGUCGAAAUCCAUAUCUUCACCACCAUCCGCAUAUAAAUUCAAAGACAAACAACCCCAUACGCAUCAAAGAUAUCCAUCUUUAUCUCCUGUACAAUCACCUAUACCUACGCCUAGAUAUUCCAACUCGGGUUAUUCGGAUGUACCGUUAUCCAUCAUAGCUCCAUUUAGCGAAUGGUUAGAAUACAACUCUCCACAUCACCACACCCAAGCCCACGAUGGAGAUGAAGAAGGGAUACAUGGUGCAGAUGCGGAUAAUAUGAGUUACAAAUCUGCCGUACCAUCUGGUAAAACUUUGUUAAGGACUAAAUCGGAGAGAUCAAAGAAAGAUAGAGGGAUUGUACUGGAUCAUACAGGCUGGGAAGUACCUUUACCCCAAGCGCAAGCGCAACUUCUCUCACAGAGGACGUCUCACUCGCAACGUGUAUCGCAGGGCCCCCAUGAUGUGAAUAAGAAUUAA